ACUCUUCUCACUCUUCUCACCUGUCAAAUCGUGCUCACCAGCACCAUGACAGUCUCGAUAAUAUAGUUCGUCAGGCGUAGCGAUGGGCUGCCAAGGCCUGUCCUCGAACUGCCUCGGUGUGAUGAAACUUACCUGGUAUGUCACCUAGCCUCGGUGCCAAGGUGAGGGAAGUUACGCUGAGCGAUAAGCCUGGACUCUCUGGCUCUGAAACCGAGAUCUGGCACGGCACUAUCGCCGCAGUGGCUUCGAUGAUGCGAGUGUUCAUGCUACGGCUUAGUCUGCAACUAGACAUCCAGUGCCCGCAACCAAUGCAACCGACAUACAACAUCCUGUAAACGGCUGAACGGCUGUGCGACUCGGGUCCUCUGAAAGCUAGUUUUUAGCACGCCACGAUCAAUGCUCUAGAUAUGAGAAUGGCCGAUGAACAGGAUCUAACAACCAGGCAGUACAGAUCAAAACGUAACCGUCCCUGCGAUCGAUGUCGGGUCCGGCACGUGUACUGUCGCAUCGAGGAGCAUCCGCCGUGCUCACUGUGUCAGCAGCAAGAUGUCGAAUGCACAUUUGACACGUCGCCAGCCAAGAGACCUCGGAUUAGCGUUCCCUCGACACAAUCUGCAUACUCAAAUGGGAACGGUAGAGCAUCCGGUGAGAUGUAUCACGAGAUAGAUCUGGAACACCAUGACGAUAUAUUCCAGUUCUCUGACACCGACAACAAUCCAAAUGACUCAAACGAUCAGCUUGGGGUUAGAAAUACUGGAACAUCCGCUGCUGAAUCCCAAGAUGACACCGACACUCCAUCUCAGUCCAACAUGGAAAUGUUUCAAUAUGAUGACGUUCCUUUCACUGGAGACGAUCUGGAAGCAAGAAGAAGCACGGAGAUCGAACUAGCUCCUGACCAUCAGAACGUUACGAAACCAAGUACGAACGAUUCAUCUUCCACACGGUAUGCCAUGGUUUCCCAGACAGGGACACCGCCAGCCAUAAAUCCAAUCGACGGGAAACGUGAAGUACAUGGAACAUACUUUGGUCUUUCCGGGGAGAACGACCCUUAUCUUCUUCGACGAUAUCGAUACGACGAAAAAGCCGAGUUCAGUAUGUUCAAACUUGUCUAUCGACAGACAGCAAAUGACCUUUUCAAUAACAUAUCUGGAGACCAAAACGAGGAAGCGGUUCCAGCGUCUUGUUCGACACCUGGGGUGUCCAUCCCGGUCCAAUUCAUGAUGUCGGCGGACGAGCUUGCGGAUGACGCUAAAGCGGACACUGCUGUGCGCCCACAAAUGACCAAAGAAAAUGUAAGACAGGAAUUGGACGAUAUUGUUCGUCCUGUGGAUGGAUGCAAACUGGUAGUCCUUUUCUUCAAAUAUAUAUUUCCAGCGCUUCCUGUUGUUUCUAGGUCACAACUCGGGAUCAGCAGCUCUUCGCCGUUACCAAGCAUCUCUUCUCUCUCGACAGUGUCGACAGACCUAUUAGCAGCGAUAUAUGCAACCUCCCUGGCGUUCUGCGCUUACGAUGCCGACCUCUGCGUGCUCCAGGCUUAUCAGAAACCACCCACGAGCCAACUUUGGCGCAUAGUCUACGAGGAAAUCGCCCGUGAGAUCCAUACUCCACGGCUUUCUGUGUUGCAAGCUUGUCUCUUGUAUCUUCAAAAACCACGUACCGCACUCAAUAGUGCCGCUGCUGAUACACCAUUCACAUGGUCUUUCAUGGCAUCCACGGUGAGUUUAGCCAAUACAUUGGGUCUGCACAUCGAUUGUCAAGAUUGGCGGAUACCAGCUUGGGAAAAACGUCUCCGGAGAAGAUUGUGGUGGACCGUCUACUCAGAGGAGAAAUGGAGAAGCCUGUUAUACGGCCGACCCACGCUCAUCAGCAGAGAUCAGUGGGAGGUCAGUCAUUUACAUGAUGACGACUUUCUGGUCGACUCCCAAGGCCUAGAUGAUCAUAAUGUGAUCUCUCAAUUCUCGAAGGAAUGUGGACUGCAUUUCCGACACCUUGCAACGUUGGCCGAGAUUGGAGACGAUGUUUAUCAAUCUUUCUAUACUUUAAGCUCUUCGAGGAAAACAUCUCGAGACUUCCUCUUGUCGGUCCAAAAGGCCCGAUCUUUACGCCGACGACUCCAAACCUGGUACGCCUCCUUGCCAGAUUGUCUGAAAAUGCGACCUCGAUCCUCUGGUACCACAAAAGACCUCGAUUCGAAUGCACCUCUACACCUUGCUUAUCUGACCUUGGAGAUCCUCGUCUAUCGUGCUCUUCUUCGCCCGUUGGGAAGACUGCACGUCCCUGGCAUCGAGGACAAUGACGUCCCUGUUUCAAACAUGAACGGAUCUUCACAGGCUUCUGAAAGUCGUGAUCCCAACAAUAAUCCUCCAACCUUGGGGAGAGACAUUGAACCAACUUCUGCCAGUACGGCUGGUAGCUUUGGCGUACUACAUGCAGCUAUAGAGCCGACAGUCUCGGCUGCAGUGCAUUGUGCCCGUCUUACGACGGACUUCACGGCAGGUCUCAACGCUCGAGACUAUUCCGGAUUUUGGUAUUCGUGGUCACGCAUUGGCUUUGCUACAAUGUCUAGCUUCGUCAUAUUACUGAUCAUUCAGGCACCAGAUGCAGAGCAUGCCAGAAACGCAAAAUCCAUUGCCGACACAUGGCGGCAGACUCUUCGAUUUCAGAGCAAAUGCUCUGAUCAAGUAAACAUGGGCUUGUUGCGACUCGACGCCAUCUAUUGGACUGGGAUGGAAAAGGUCUUGAUCGUUGAACCAUUUGUGCAACAAGUCCUCUAAUGUCAAAUAUAUCUUUCUUCCAUGUCAACAUUUGAUG
Molecule: messenger RNA, 2811 nt
Organism: Exophiala viscosa
Lineage: Eukaryota; Fungi; Ascomycota; Eurotiomycetes; Chaetothyriales; Herpotrichiellaceae
Product: fungal-specific transcription factor domain-containing protein
Exons: 4
Coding region: 408-2774 (788 amino acids)
Biological process (GO): DNA-templated transcription
Cellular component (GO): nucleus
Molecular function (GO): zinc ion binding; DNA binding; DNA-binding transcription factor activity, RNA polymerase II-specific
Source: RefSeq, a predicted model, not a curated record